GUUAAACACAGAAUAUUCUCUUGUAGUGCUAUUUUACUUUAAAUAUUGGUCAUUUCAAACUUUAACUCUUAUUUUUAUUUCUGUAGACUUUCAAGGGAAUGACAACUUGUCCUCUCUUCAGGGUCGUCCACAAAUUAAACAACCUGAUAAGAAUAGGAAGAAACUGGCAUCUGCAAGAAAGAACUUGGUAACGGCCUCUCAGCACCCUAGAUUUCAGCCCAUUGUGAAGCUAACAAGGAUCGAUGCCAUCAAAUCUCAAGGAGUGUACAAUCUAAAUCCAAUCCGCCAACAGUGUGUGAGAACAUUUAAAUACAAAUUGAAUUCUAAAGAUAAAGGAGGGAUUCAUGGGAGUAAGAAACCAUAUCACUGUCCUGAAUGUGGGAAACAAUUCUCAGAUAGUCACAUGCCUAAGAAACGCAGGGAAGAUAAUACAGGGAAGGAGCCAUACCACCGUUCUGAAUGUGUUAAGAACUCUUCAAAACACAGCCAUACCACAACUCCCAUUGUAGAGAAACCAUAUUUGUCUAAACGUGGCAAACGAUUCUCACAAGUGAGCCACCUUCAGACAGACAUGAUUGGUUACAGAGGACAGGGUUUAUAUCGUUGUCCAGCAUGUGGUAAACAUUUCUUUGACAAGAGCCGUCUUUGCAGACACAAAAGAAUUCACACUGGAGUGAAACGAUAUUGUUGUUCUGAAUGUGGCAAACGGUUCUCAAAAUCAAGCAAUCUUCAGACACACAUGAGAGUGCACACAGGAGAACAGCCAUUUUCCUGUUCUGAAUGUGGCAAACAGUUCUCACAAGCAGGCCAUCUUCAGACACACAUGAGAAUGCACACAGGAGAACAGCCAUUUUCCUGUUCUGAAUGUGGCAAACGGUUCUCACAAACAGGCCAUCUUCAGCAACACAUGAGAUUGCACACAGGAGAACAGCCAUUUUCCUGUUUUGAAUGUGGCAAACGAUUUUCAAGUAGCAGUAAUCAUCUGAGGCAUUUAAGAGGUCACACUGGUGAGAAGCCCUAUUGCUGUCCUGAAUGUGGCAAAAGAUUUUCCAACACAAGCAAUCUUCUGCGUCAUGCAGAAGUCCACGAUAAAGACCAUCCUUAGGCCUGUUCUGAAUGUGGCAAGAAAUUCUCACAAAGAGGCAGUCUUCAUAUACAUAUAAGAACACACAUUUGAUAGAGGCCAUAGUCGUUUCCUGAUUGUGACAAGCUAUUCACCAAUAACAGCAGCCUUCAUAGACAUAACAGAAUUCAUUCUGGAUUAAGGCCAUAUUGUUGCUCUGAAUGUGGCAAGCGAUUCAUACAACCCUGCAGUCUUCAGCGACACGUAAGAACUCACACAGGAGAAAAGCCAUACUGUUGCUCUAAAUGUGGAAAAACAUUCAUACAGAAAACACAUGAAAAGUCAUGCUAAAAAGGCAAAGUCCAAAGAGACUGUAAAUAACAAAAAGAAAAAUCUGAAAUAAUUUAGUCAGGUGUGGAAAGAAAAUUGGAAUUGCUCUGCUAGUUGGUUACACAGAAUGCAUUUGACUAAAAUUGGCAGACUCAUUUAGGCAACGCUGCUUAUUAAUUUACUGUAAGUGGCUUUUGCACUAAUGACUAUUGCACAUUGUACACAGGUCUACUUUACAAGUUCUAAUGUUAUUUAUCUUAUGUUAUACUUCUAUGCUUUUUUAUAUUUUAUUGUACUACGAAGUUGAGAGAGAAACCGUAUUUUGAUUCUCCUGUAUGUUCUGCACAUAUAGUGAAUUGACAGUAAAAGGCUAUUUGAUUUGA
Molecule: messenger RNA, 1776 nt
Organism: Erpetoichthys calabaricus (reedfish)
Lineage: Eukaryota; Metazoa; Chordata; Cladistia; Polypteriformes; Polypteridae
Product: gastrula zinc finger protein XlCGF49.1-like
Exons: 2
Coding region: 404-1105 (233 amino acids)
Biological process (GO): regulation of transcription by RNA polymerase II
Cellular component (GO): nucleus
Molecular function (GO): DNA-binding transcription factor activity, RNA polymerase II-specific; RNA polymerase II transcription regulatory region sequence-specific DNA binding
Source: RefSeq, a predicted model, not a curated record